This is a messenger RNA of Tarenaya hassleriana, 1526 nucleotides long. RefSeq names its product F-box/kelch-repeat protein At3g06240-like. Bases 165 to 1349 code for a protein of 394 amino acids. Lineage: Eukaryota; Viridiplantae; Streptophyta; Magnoliopsida; Brassicales; Cleomaceae. The record is from RefSeq and is a predicted model, not a curated record. Gene Ontology annotation, molecular function: protein binding. The transcript has a single exon.
GCGCGCACAUAUAUUUGGUGUUCCAACGGAUCUGUGAUAGCGCUCCUGAAUCAACCAUCCAAUUUGCAUUUCAUAUAUACGUAUAAUCCUUACGUGUAUAUAUACAUUAGUAUUAGUGCCAUAUUUUGCGUGGAUUUUAGUAUUUGCUACUGAGAGAAGCGAUAAUGGAGACAGCGAAGAGGGCACGACCGAGAGACGUCUACGGCGAAAGACGACCACCGCCGGAAUUGCCCUCUUUUCCGCCAGAGAUCAUAAGGGAGAUUCUCCUUCGAUUACCCGCGAAAUCUAUCGGCCGAUUCAGGUGCGUCUCUAAACUCUUUCGAUCUCUCUCGUCGGAUCCUGCGUUUGCGAAGACCCACCUCGAUCUUUCCCUUCGAAACGACGCCUUCCCAUCGGGUCGGACGAGGCUCGUCGUGAAUUACCGCCACAAUUUCUACACGGUAGGUUUCGAUUCCAUCGUUCAUGCGUGCGAGGGGAUAAGAGAUUUGGGUGCUGUUGAGAUCCCUCAGUCUCCUGUCAUGUCCAAUCUCGUCUCAUCGUGUUAUCGGAAAGACCUCUGGAUUGAAAUGGUCGGGUCUUGCAAUGGGUUGCUCUGUACCACUAAUGAAGUAGCCGACGUGUUCUUGUUCAAUCUGACCACUGGAGAAUCAAAGAGAAUUCCGGGUGUGCUCGAAUUGGUUAAUUUGGGGUCCAAAGGGGGUAGAAUCAAUGGGUUCGGGUUCGGGUUCGAUGCCAUAACGGAUGAUUAUACGUUGGUGGCGCUUGUCACGGGCGACGUUCUGAAUGCUACGGUUUACUCUGUCAAGACGGAUUCUUGGAAAUGGGUCAGAGAUUCGCGUUAUGGAUAUGAUGAUAUGAGCGACGAUGGUUUUCUUGUAAACGGUGGAAUCCACUGGGUUGCAAGGCGUCGAGAGGAUGGUCGGAGAGUUGUAGUGGCGUUCGAUCUAACGACUGAGCAGUUCAAAGACAUGGCUUUUCCUGAUGAAGCUGAGGAUUGUUGCCCACACGCGCAUAGGGUAUUUCUGCUCCAUAAACUCAAUGGCAGACUCUGCAUGGUUUACGGCUGCUUCCAGAAGCACGAUGAUUUCUGGGUGAUGAAUGAGUAUGGGGUGGCUAGCUCUUGGGCCAGAGUUCGGAUCAGUGUGUCAUACAGUAACAUGAAGCCGCUGUGUUCGGUUAGGAACAAGGAGGAAACCCUUAUGAAACUAAAUGGGAAGUUGGUACUGUACAAUUUCCGGAAUGACACCUUUACAACAUUGCUCCUUAAAGGUGCUAAGCAGCGCAACAUAAUUGUGGCCGAUACAUACAUAGAAAGCCUCAUAUCGCCAAACUCGUAUGAUAGGGCUUAGCACGCGUAGGAGAACGACUUCCACGGAAUAAAUGUGUAGGAUGAAUUUCGUCAUCAUCGCCUGAUGAUGACGAUGAUGGUUCAUGAAGUAGGUUGUUGCAGAUACAUAUUUGGAGAGUCUUGUAUCAGGAGAAGAUAUGUGCUUCUUCAGUAAUGGAAUAACAUAAAUUUCAUUUAA